Pocillopora meandrina is the source of this 1665-nucleotide messenger RNA. The record is from the annotation of a GenBank genome assembly. NCBI's taxonomy places the organism in Eukaryota, Metazoa, Cnidaria, Anthozoa, Scleractinia, Pocilloporidae.
AUGGCGGGCGUCUCUCGAUCCGAACAUGAGGAAUUUCAGAAAGUUUUGAGUAUUAUGGGAGACGAAACCACUUGUCCUGUCUGUUUAGAAGAAUUUCAGGAACCAAAAUGUCUUCCAAGCUGUGCACAUAACGUUUGUGAGCGGUGUUUGCAGAACAUGGUUCGUAGAAACAGUAUUACGAUUUCAUGUCCUCAGUGUCGAGAAGAAUCGUUUCUUCCCCCCCUAGGGGUGUCGGCCUUCCCCACAAACCAUCUUUUGCUGCGUCUGAUCGAUAACACUCCCGCAAGGAAAGAGAAAAAAGCUGUUACUGAAGCCUUGAGAUUUUGUAAAGAGCGGGUAGAGGCAGCAGAAAAAGCAGUCAAGGAUAUGGAAGAUUGUUACGAUAAAGCGACCGAGCAGAGCCAAGCUAUGAUAUGUGAGAUCAACACAAUGGCUGAUAAUAUUAUUCAGUUGAUAAAUGAUAAAAGGAAAAUUCUGCUUUCUCAGCUCGACGAUUUUAUGACUGAAAACUACGACACUGACUCCCUUCGAAAACAGAGGGAAGACAUGAUCGAUUUAUUUCAAAAAGCGAGAAGCUCCAUCCAGCAAGCAAAUGAAAUUCUCAGUGGGGAUGACAUUGAAAAAAUUUUAAAGUUCGGAGAUGUGUUAGAGGAGCAGUUAAAAGAAAUAAGCUCAACUUUGGAUACAAGAACUCUUGAAGCUAGGAAGCUAUCUAGCCAAGCAGAAAUAUACUACAACCAUUUUCAGGUGUUAGAAUUACAUGAGAAAUGCGAUGAAAUGCUCGGGACAUUGACAAUGUCUGUUACAAAAUACAUCCACGCUGGAGCCAGUGCUGGAUUGAUUGACUAUGGCACUUGCGGAGAAGUAACAAAGACGAUCGAAACUGAAUUCUUUACUUUUGCCUUUGCGGUGUCCAGUGUAUCAGGUGAGAUUGCGGCACUCGAUGAAGAGGAAAGGCAUGUACAUGUCUUCUCUUCACAAUUAGACUACCUUACAUCAUUCCGCAUUAGAUACGGUGACUUGUGGGACAUAACAUUUUCCAAAGAUGAAGAAAUAAUUGUUGUGAACCGAGAAUGUAAUCGCCUUCUUCACUACGACAAAGAAGGUACAUUUAUCAAAAAAUAUGUCAAAGCACCAAAUGACUCUGUGAAGUUUACAAGGAUUUCAACAGAUGGUAGUGGCCGCCUGUUGGUGACCUCAAGUCCUCGAGACUGCUGCGAUGAGCCUGAAGAUGAAGUACAAUCUUGUAUUCUGGUCUACAGCCCUGAUAGAAGAUUUCUAUUUAGUUUUGGCAAAGAUAAACUGGCUUGCCCUCAAGAUGUUGUUUAUCACCAAGGGAAGUUCUUUGUGACUGAUGGUGAUCUUGAAUGCAUCAUGGUCUUUGACAGUAAUGGUAAAUUUCUCCUUGAUUUUGGAAACAGGGAUCUCUUAGACCCAGUUGGCAUAACUGCUGAUGUAAUCAACAAUGUAAUUCUAGUUUGUGACUGUAGUGGUAAUUCAAUUGUGGCCUUUAAACCAGAUGGGGAAAUGAUUUCAAGAAUUGAAACUGCUGAAGAGCCAGCACAUGUUGUGCUUUCUGCUUGUGGGGCAAGCUUAGUGGUGUGCUUUAAUAAAUCCCUUUUUUUCCAAAUUCUUUCUCACCAAAAGAAUGAGCAAACUGCAUAG